Molecule: messenger RNA, 4155 nt
Organism: Neodiprion fabricii
Lineage: Eukaryota; Metazoa; Arthropoda; Insecta; Hymenoptera; Diprionidae
Gene: ZnT86D
Product: zinc transporter 7-A
Exons: 2
Coding region: 238-1290 (350 amino acids)
Biological process (GO): zinc ion transport; intracellular zinc ion homeostasis; transmembrane transport
Cellular component (GO): Golgi apparatus; membrane
Molecular function (GO): zinc ion transmembrane transporter activity
Source: RefSeq, a predicted model, not a curated record
GAGCGGCAAGAGUGCCAGCAAUCGAGUCAGCGGGCUUUCGAAGAAGCGUGUCGAGUCGAAUCAGCGAACAUGGCGCACUCGGUGGACUUACUGCCGCCGGGAUUCCUGAUAUUUUGAUGCCCCGAAGAUGUCUUGCGACUCCGCACGCCUGAAGUAAACAAGCCUUUCUCGCAACCGACGAUUCCAACGUUUCACCGCAUCUGUCAGCCUGGCAAGUUGCUGGUACAAUCGUUAAGGAUGCUUCCCCUCUCGCACAAGGAUUCUCGAGGAUUAGGUAGUCGAAUAAAGGAGAAGGUCCUGAGUUGGAAGCGUCUGAUAUUCUCCGACAAGAACUCCCGGAACUUGUUUCUCUUCCUGAUACUGAACCUCUCAUUCGCCUUUGUCGAACUCACUUACGGAAUAUGGACCAACAGUCUGGGUCUGAUAUCGGACAGUUUUCACAUGUUCUUCGAUUGCACAGGCCUUGUAGCAGGACUCGCGGCGUCAGUUAUAACCAAGUGGCGCGCCAACGAGCGUUUCUCGUAUGGCUAUGUGAGAGCCGAGGUUCUCGCCGGCUUUGUAAACGGUCUCUUCCUCCUCUUCAUCGCUUUCUUCAUAAUGUCAGAGGCAGUGGAACGAGCCAUUGAGCCCCCAGAAGUAAAGCAUGAACGCCUCUUCGUUGUCUCCGUCCUUGGACUGCUUGUAAACCUUGUCGGCGUUUACGCCUUUCAGCACGGCCACGGUCACAGCCACGGCGGAGGCCAUGGGCACUCUCACGGGGACAGCCACGGGCACUCGCAUAACCACGGUCAUGGCCACAGCCACGACCACCACGACAUAGAGAUAGAUGGAAGCCAGGGCGGUGGUAAUUCCCAGAUAAUGAAGGGAGUGUUCCUCCAUAUUCUGGCCGACACGCUCGGAUCCGUCGGGGUAAUAAUAUCGGCUGUAUUGAUGCAGAUGUUUGGCUGGAUGAUAGCCGAUCCGAUCUGCUCGAUGUUCAUUGCCGUCCUGAUAGCACUCAGCGUUUUGUCACUGAUUUCCGAGUCCGUCACCAUUCUCAUGCAGAGACAGCCGGCGGCUCUCGAUCACGUUCUUCCCCAGUGCUAUAACAAGAUCACGCAGUUGGCCGGGGUCUACAGCGUGCAGGAGCCACACUUUUGGACACUGUGCUCAGACAUUUACGUCGGCUGUUUGAAACUCGAGGUCGCAAGGACCGUCGAUCCAAAAUACGUCGUCGCGCAUACUCAAAUGAUAUUCCAGGCUGCCGGCGUCAAACAACUUACCGUUCAGCUCGACUAUGCGCCUAUGUGAUCGACGAUCGAUAGUAAAAUUGGAGUAGGAAAUGACAACGUUGAUGAUGAUGGACUUUUUACAAAUAAUUGUAAUUGGAGGUACGAGGAUGCCCUUUUCGUCUGUGCCACCUGUGGCAAAAAGGCGAGGAACGUCGCCUUAGCUAAAAGCCUAUUUACUGUAUUCAAUUUUUGUGGUUCUAACGCGGUAGGCAGACGCGGUUACAAACUUAGAUUGCAAGUCGUUUAACGAUCAAAGAACAGGGACUCGAUGCAGAGUUUGUUUUUAUUUUCUUUUUUCAUACGUACCACUAUGAACACGUCAUUCCUUGCUUUUGCAUGGACGAAUUAAUGGACAAACUUGCCUGUGUUUUUUUUUUCCUGCAUCACAGUUUUCCUUGUCACAAAUUAGUUCACGAUCGAUCUAUUCCAUUUCCAGUUCAAUUUCGCAGUGAACUCGAGUCAGCAUAGAUAAUUAUAUUUUUUUAGAUCUUACCGUUUAAUUUAAAAUAUUACUUCUGAGUCCUGCCGGAAGACGAUCGACGUUAAAAAUUGUAGUGAAAUUAGACCAUGUAUAAUUUACUGUAAUAUUAUUUAAGCCUGUCGUCGGUCUUCGCAUCGGGGCGCGAAUAUCGUAGAAUCAAUAUAUAAUAUUAUCGUUGAAUAUUUUUACUUUUUUAAGAAUAUAUAAAUAUAUAUAUAUAUCACGUGUAUAUUAUAUAUACUGUGUAAUCUUAAUAGGAAAAGAAUUUUACUUAAAAAACGCAUCAUGGUUGUAAUAAUUAAAUCGUUUUUCGUUCCGUUUAAUCCGUGGUGCUGAGUUUUUCGUUUACUGGCCUAACACGUAAUACGUAUUUAAUAUAUUAAAAAUGAAAGAAAGAAAGGUUGUUCUCAAUAUUAAUCUGUAUAUGUGCAACAGUGUAUAAUAGGUAAUUUAAGUGUUAUUAUUAUUUAUCGUUAAACUUAGCACACGUGGUUAAAUAGUACACAAUUAAUAUUGAAAAAUUUCUAGUUUCCUUUUUCUUCAACGUAGUUAGGAGUAUCAUCAAAGGCCAGUCAAAAUUAAACUUACAGUAAGAAACAAACGCCUCGUUAAAAAUUCAUCAAGUUAAUAAUAUACAAAUUGCAUUUUGUUACUCCCUUGCCUAAUUAUUUUUUCAUUUUUUUAUAUCAAUCCGCAUUUAUCACGCUUAGGACCAAAAUUUAGGAUAAUUUAAAUCGUGCUAUCAUCUUGACGUAAAAUUCUAAAAAUUUCUACAGGAAUAAUGACACUAAAUGUAUAAUUACAAGUAAAACAAAUGAUGUACAUUGUAAUAAACGAAUCGGUGCAUGUAAUAUACAAUAAAUAUAUGAUCUAUUUAAAAAAUAAUACACACACACACAUAUAUAUAUAUCGCCGAUAAAUUUUCGUCAGCAAGUAAUAGAUAAUUUUAGUUCAAUACUACAAAUAAAUAUAAAGAGAAUCGGAACAUUCCAUGCAUAAUUCAUUAAUCACGAUGAAACUUAUAUAGUUGCGGUUGCACGUAUUUUCGCCUCGUCGUUACACGUGCGAAUAGGUAGCGAAUUCCAUCGUAAAACAGGAUUAAAAGUGAUAUGAAAAAUUUUACUCUAUGUAGACGACGUAAAUACAUUGUAAAUGUAUAUUCUAUCUAUAAAUAAUAUAUUUAUUAUACGCAAUUGCCCUCUAUAAUACAAUAUGCUAAUAUGAUUAUAAAUGGUAAUAUAAAUUAUUAUCCGAAUAGCGCGUUGAGUUAGUUAUACGUUGUAAAAUGGAGAAGCAAAUCAGGUACAAUCCUGAUUCUCUUAUCGCUACCCAUUAUCGUUUCAAUUCGUAUUUAAUAAAUAAAUUGAUGCGGUUUUUCAGCUCCUACUUGGGAAUAAAUUUAACUCACAAUCGGUGUUUCCUGCAUUUAAUUUUUCACUGUAAUGUUCCGUUUGAAUUAUAAUCAUUCUUGUCAUUAUCAUUAUACCGUCAUUGAUUAUUAAACAGGUUACUGUAAUAUGUAUCUAUGAAAUAAUAAUAAUAUCAUUCUGAUUUUUGUAAUUUAUAUACCACACGAAAAUGAUGUAAAUAAUAAUGAUUGAGAAAUAACAGAAUUAAAAACAAAUAAACGAACGAUAAUGAAACGCUCAAUAUAGAAUUUUGAAAUCUGGAUUCCGCUUAUUUCUUCCUACUCCAUUAAAGGACAAAAAAAAAUCUGAAGAAAUCAUAUUGUGAUUUUUAGAGACGUCUUCAAAUUCAAACCGUCACAGCGAAGCAAUUCAAUCUCUGAUCUCUUCACCUGUUACGUGAAUACUGAAUUAUUAAGUCGACUGUAUUUCGGUUGAAAAAUGUAUCAAGUGAAAAAAAAAGCAUCCGUUCCGUGAUUUAAAAACGUACGUAUAAAUGAUAAUCAAUGGGUUUUCAAAGCAGUAACGGGCUCUUCAAACACGUAUUACAUUUAUUUGGAGGAUAUGUGUAUACAUAUAUAAAUACAUAAAUAUUUUUCAUAGUAAAAUCGCUUUCAAGCUACGGUACAAUAGCGUCGUGGAGAAAGGAACGAUUUUCGCUCCGCGUUUCGCAGAAUAAUUUCAAUCUUAUAGUCUCAUCUGUUCUUCAUAAUUUCUUUUUUUCUCCAAAGCUGAAACUUUAAUACCCAUGCAGCAUGAUUCAGUUGUGUAAAAUUUAUGCAGAAACCACAAUUUGAUAUUUUCACAGAUUAUACAAUGCAGAAAUAUACUUUGUAUAUCUGCAUACGGUCAUUUGUCUGUUUACAAAUUUAUGUAUUUCAAUUCUCUUCGAAUCUCCUUCAUUAUUGUUGAAUUGAUUUUUCAUUAUUUUACUUUUUUCCACCUUAUUUACAUGUAUAAUAUACCUAUAAUACCUAUGCGAAAGUAUAAUAUAAAA